Fusarium odoratissimum NRRL 54006 is the source of this 2710-nucleotide messenger RNA. Its product is annotated as mitochondrial chaperone BCS1. Gene Ontology annotation, molecular function: ATP hydrolysis activity; ATP binding. The coding region runs from base 619 to 2523 and encodes 634 amino acids. Gene Ontology annotation, biological process: mitochondrial respiratory chain complex III assembly; protein insertion into mitochondrial inner membrane from matrix. Gene Ontology annotation, cellular component: mitochondrial inner membrane. The record is from RefSeq and is a predicted model, not a curated record. Lineage: Eukaryota; Fungi; Ascomycota; Sordariomycetes; Hypocreales; Nectriaceae. The transcript has 3 exons.
UGUAUUCACGAAAACAAGAAUAUAAACAGUCUUAGUAGAGCCUGAAAUCUAGGCAGAUUACGUGUGUACGUAUGGGAAGUGCGUAAACUAAUUGUCAUGUACGUAGGGCAAAAAGAAAACAAGUGUGCUUUUUUGCUUGGUAACAUGACCCAACAUGACCUAACCACUUCCUGAAGGAUUUGGACCAGGAGGAAACCAACCUACAUUAUCAUCCAUAUAAAUAUAGGGUUGCUUCUAUGGAUUUGAGCUGCAUACUACGCGCCUAAAGUGCAUAACAAGGGAUUCUCGAACCUCUCACAGCCUGAUCUUCAUCCAUAGCAACAGGAACCUCAACCAACACCAACCAAAAGCUAGGCCGGGCCCAAGGGUCAGGUCAUAUGUCCUUCUUCUCUUCUUCACUUCAGGUAUAAAAAGAGGCCCCGAGGAAGAAGUUGUGUGACCCUGCCAGCGCAGUCUUGCAUCUAACUCGUCGGAGCAAGAAAGGGCCUCGAUUGGAUCAGUUGCUCACUUGCAUCGGCAUAAACAUCUUCACCAACAGGAGGAACUGAACUUCUGCAAGCCUGACACCAUCUGAACCUGCCUUAUCACGGCCUGAACAACUUCACUCAUUCAUACACCAUGGACAUCACAAAGAUGAGCAAGAUGGGCUGGCCUCCUUUUCUCCAAGCCAUGAACAGCACCGCUCAACCACUAAACUCUUCUUCAUCGCUCCCUGGAAUAAUGGACACUUUUCUUGUAUCCGCAGGCCAAGCAUCGCCUCUACUCCAGCUCUUCCUAUUCGUCUACCGCUUCGUGGGCGCCCAGUUGGGUCUUGACCCAUCUCUCCUUCUCACCCUGCUCGGUUGUCUCUGGGGCUUGUCUAAACUCUUCGAUCAAGUGUAUGCGACGACCGAUAACUUCCUUCACACCUACUUCAGGUGUACCAUAUACGUUAGCGAGAAUGACCAGAUCUAUUCUACGCUCAUGCAGUUCCUGUCGGAGCAGCAAGACAUUGCGACUAAUCGUCAUCUUACAGCCCAGACUGUUUUUAAGAGUGCUUGGGACGAGGAAGAAGAUCAAGCAGAUGUGUUAGCCACGAAUACUGUCGAAGACGGUGAAGAUUCGCCUAAGUAUCUCAACUUUGCCAGCGACGCAGCUAGAUGUAACCCACGAUAUGUCCCAGCCAUGGGCACGACAGGGUUUUGGCACGACAGGACGUACUUUCGGGUCAACCGUAAGAGAGAGUCUCUGCAAAGUACCAACGGUUGGGGAGGGACCAAGGAUGUUGAGGAGCUCAAAAUAUCUUGCUUCGGCAGGUCUAUUGACCCUAUCAAGCAGCUUCUCGCAGAUGCCAAAACAGCCUAUUUCCUCGAUACUCGCCACAAGACCACUAUCUACCGCCCCAGAAUAAAAGAAAGUCGCCGUGAUGCUUGGAGCAUGUGGCAGCAAGUUGCCCGGAGACCUAUCAGACCAAUGAGAACUGUGAUUCUCGAGCAUGAAGAGAAGCACGACGUAUUGCGAGACAUCAACGAGUAUUUGCACCCCGGAACUCCUAAGUGGUAUGCUUCUCGAGGUAUUCCCCUGCGUCGUGGUUAUCUCUUUCAUGGACCGCCUGGCACUGGCAAGACAAGUUUUUCGUUUGCAUUGGCUGGAGUUUUCGGUAUCGAUAUCUAUGUCAUCAGUCUUCAAGAUCCUACCGUCAGCGAAGAGGAUCUGGCUGUUUUGUUCACCAGACUUCCUCGCCGAUGUGUUGUCCUUUUGGAAGACAUCGACACUGCUGGUCUUCGUCGUCCCAACGAUGAAGAAGACGAAGAGGAGAAUGAAGACGGUGCCGGAGAAAAGGCCGGCGAGGCCAAAGGCAAAAAGACUGAAAAAGCGGAGAAGAAAGAAAAGAAGAAAUCCAAAAAGGCCAAAGACUCUUCCGAUAGCGAUACCGACAGCUCUGAAGAGGACAGAAAGAGACGCAGAAAGCGAAGACGAAACAGAAGAGACAGAGAGAAUACCAGCAACAGGGGUACUAAUAACAUCUUGACUGUGGAAAGUAUUUCACUUUCUGGACUUCUCAACGCCAUCGACGGUGUUGCUUCGCAUGAAGGUCGCAUCCUCAUCAUGACAACCAACAAGCCCGAGUCCCUCGACGAGGCUCUCAUUCGACCGGGACGAGUCGAUGUGCAAGUUGGGUUCAAGAACGCAACCAGCGCACAGGCAUCGGAGCUCUUUUACCGAAUGUACGAGAUGUCGCGUAACAAGCCAGUCCCUAUGUCCAAGACCAAACCUACCGCACCCAAGCCACAGAAUGGCAGUAUUCACAGUCUCGUGGAUAACAAAGGCAAAGAGACCACUCUGUCGAUCGAUGAACUCAAGACGAUCUCCCAGGAGUUUGGACAACUUAUCCCAGAGGGUAUGUUCUCGCCUGCGGAGAUUCAGGGGUUCUUGCUCAAGCGCAAGAAGAGUCCUCGAAAGGCGCUUGAGGAUGCUUCUGGUUGGAUUGAGGCUACUGUUAAGCAGAAAGAGCUCAAAUCCAAGGUUGUUACUGUCCAGUAGUCUAAGGACUUCAACAGAUGCAUUGCCAAGGGGGUGAUUUUUGGGGUUGCAUGAGGAUGAUAAUUGCUGGACUUUGCUUCUUGCUAUAAUCUGAUGGCGGAUCACGUAGUCUUAGAGCAUAAUUAGUAAUUCAUGAGUCCAUGCCUCACUUUCUUUAAUUAAAGUUCUUGCUUUUGUAGAUGUUGAU